Molecule: messenger RNA, 186 nt
Organism: Hyaloscypha bicolor E
Lineage: Eukaryota; Fungi; Ascomycota; Leotiomycetes; Helotiales; Hyaloscyphaceae
Exons: 1
Coding region: 1-186 (61 amino acids)
Source: RefSeq, a predicted model, not a curated record
AUGGUCAGCGAACAAGAUAUUGAGAAAGCGAUUAAUACGCUAGAUAUGCAAUUGAUCCCUAAUUAUAGUCAAGUGGCCAGGGAUUUUAGUAUUAAGCGUAUAACCCUUAUACGAAGGUAUAAAGGCAUAUAUGCCUCCAGACAAGAAGUAACCUCCCUUUACUAUAAACUUCUUACUAAUAUAUAA